AUGGCUGAUAAGGCAGAUUGGUGUGAUGCUAAUGUGAGGCAUUUCAUUGAUAUCUGCAAAGGAGAGAUAGAAGCUGGGAAAAGGCCGUUGGGAUUUUUCAAUAGGGCUGGUUGGACAAAUGUUAUAUCUAAGCAUGAAGAAAAAACUGGUCAGAAGCUAACAAAGAAACAAUUGAAGAACAAGUGGGACAAUAUGAAAAAGGAAUAUACGUGGUUCACGGAGUUGAAGAAUAGUGCAACUGGGCUUGGAUUGAAUAAGGCAAAGCAAACUAUUGAGUGCUCUAAGGAAUGGUGGGAUGAACACCUAGAGAGGUGCAAUAGUCCUAAGAAAGGUAUCAAAUGCAACCAUGUGAGGUUCAUAAAACAAGGGCCAAAGCACCUUGAUGAUCUGCAUAUAUUAUUUGAUAAGAUACAUGUCAGUGGCACUAGUGCAUCCUGCCUUGGAGAUGUAUCUUCUAAUGAGUCAAGUGAUGACGAUGUGAGUGAGGUAAAAAAACUCAAGACAUUGAUGAUGUGA
Setaria italica (foxtail millet) is the source of this 516-nucleotide messenger RNA. Its product is annotated as L10-interacting MYB domain-containing protein-like. The coding region runs from base 1 to 516 and encodes 171 amino acids. The transcript is spliced from 2 exons. NCBI's taxonomy places the organism in Eukaryota, Viridiplantae, Streptophyta, Magnoliopsida, Poales, Poaceae. The record is from RefSeq and is a predicted model, not a curated record.